Morchella importuna is the source of this 645-nucleotide messenger RNA. RefSeq lists its product as uncharacterized. NCBI's taxonomy places the organism in Eukaryota, Fungi, Ascomycota, Pezizomycetes, Pezizales, Morchellaceae. Gene Ontology annotation, biological process: protein transport; endosome transport via multivesicular body sorting pathway; late endosome to vacuole transport. Gene Ontology annotation, cellular component: multivesicular body; ESCRT III complex. The coding region runs from base 1 to 645 and encodes 214 amino acids. The record is from RefSeq and is a predicted model, not a curated record. The transcript has 7 exons.
AUGUCUGGCGGUCUCGAAAAGGCUCUCUUCAACUUGAAGUUCACAGCAAAACAGCUGAACCGACAAGCAAUCAAAGCCGGCAAAGAUGAGAACUCCGAGAAGGCAAAAAUAAAGAAGGCAAUGCAACAAGGCAACAAUGACAUCGCAAAGGUCUACGCACAGAACGCCGUCCGCAAGCAGAACGAACGUCUAAACCUGCUCCGACUCGCCUCCCGUAUCGAUGCCGUCGCCAGCAGAGUUCAGACCGCCGUCACGAUGCGCCAGGUCACGGGCAGCAUGGCAAACGUCGUAAAGGGCAUGGACAGCGCAAUGAAGACCAUGAAUCUCGAGAAGAUAUCCCUGAUUAUGGAUAAAUUUGAAAACCAGUUUGAGGAUUUGGAGGUCGCUACCGGAUAUUAUGAGAACGCAACCUCCUCCGCUACGGCGGUGGCUACGCCGCAAGAGGAUGUGGAUCGCCUCAUGGGACAGGUCGCGGAUGAAGCUGAUUGGACCGACCGAGCAGGAAGAGGAUGGACUUGGCGAACGUCUAAGGGCUCUGAGGGGAUAGACAACAAGCUAGCUUUGGACAUGAUCCAGAUCAAUCCUGAGCGAAGCUUAAAAAAGAAUUUCAGGCAUUACGAUAAAACACUAGUGAAUAAUAUAUGA